CCCUCCUCCCCCCCCCCCCCUCUCUCUCACUCACUCUUCUCCCCUUCCUUGCCCUCUUUGAAGCUUUCAAAUCCCAGCUCACCUUGCACCACUAUCAAUCUCUUUCCCACCAGUCUCACCCGAUCCUUAUCAACAAUGAGUUUCCAAGCUGGAGGUCGUGGAUGCUUCAACUGCGGUGAUGCUUCGCACCAGGCCCGUGACUGUCCCAAGAAGGGCACCCCUACCUGUUAUAACUGUGGCGGUCAGGGACACGUCACCCCCAAGGAGAAGUCCUGCUACCGCUGUGGUGCUACCGGUCAUAUCUCUCGUGAAUGCCAGGCAAGCCCGGCCGAGGGCUACGGUGCCGCUGCUGGCGGUCAGGAAUGCUACAAGUGCGGUCGGGUUGGCCACAUCGCGAGAAACUGCCCCCAAAGUGGCAGCUAUGGAGGUGGAUUUGGUGGCCGUCAACAGACAUGCUACUCUUGCGGCGGCUUCGGCCAUAUGGCUCGCGACUGCACCAACGGCCAGAAGUGCUACAACUGUGGAGAAGUUGGACAUGUCUCCCGCGACUGCCCUACCGAAGCCAAGGGUGAACGGGUGUGCUACAACUGCAAGCAACCUGGGCAUGUCCAAGCCGCGUGCCCUAACUAAUCACUCAAUCCUCCUUCUGCAUCGUUUGUCUUCUGUCGCGCUAGCUCAUGCAGGACUGAAAUACGGGAUCGUUUUUGAUCGCGCUCUUCGUGCCGAUCCGCAAUGCGUCGCCCCCGUUUUUGCCUAAAUUUAAUGCUCGACUUGGCUUACGAGCCUGUCUCUGACUUGCCCCAACGGUUGACAAGAUAUCCAAGAUGAUACAAAUGCCGUGAAAUCGAAUGGAUGACUUAAUGUCUUCCAAAUACGAACGGGAAAAUCAGUUUGCAAGACUGACAAAUGGUGACCUGGGUUGCGGACGGGCAAAUAUGUGAAUCAUCUCGUGUAACACAGAAGAAGCUUGUCCAUAAGAAAGCAAUUUCGAUUCCACAGUUUUGCCA
Aspergillus heteromorphus CBS 117.55 is the source of this 1007-nucleotide messenger RNA. RefSeq lists its product as uncharacterized. The coding region runs from base 179 to 757 and encodes 192 amino acids. NCBI's taxonomy places the organism in Eukaryota, Fungi, Ascomycota, Eurotiomycetes, Eurotiales, Aspergillaceae. The record is from RefSeq and is a predicted model, not a curated record. The transcript is spliced from 7 exons.